CCUAAACAGAGUGCGGGCACACUUAAAAGUUUGUGAAGAAUAGAAUUGUUUAAUGUUUGCUUUAUUUUCGUUAAAUUGUACUUUAAAAUCAAAUGCAAUUGCUUAGAAAAGUGUUGUGGGUGGUAGUGCAAGUUUUAUAAAAUCGUGCAAACACGCGACGCCUGUUGCUCGCCAUGUCCGUUGCUUAAACUCAGCUCGCUGUUGACUUUGUUUUUGUUGUGGUGCGGCGCUGCUGCCGGCGCAGGCGGUCGCGUCUCGUCUGAAUUCAAAGGAGUACAAAGUUUUCAGCACCCAAAAUGAGCGACGAAGAGGGCAAGGAGAAGCAAAGGCCUGAGGAGGAGGAGGAGGAGGUGAAGCCCGAAACGGAACUUAUAACUUAUAGGGAAGGCGACAUCGGAGCAGAGGAUGGGAGAACGCCACCCGCAGCCACACCCGCACCUACAACCACCAUUCCAAACCCCACUGCAGCACCAGACGCAGGGGAUGAUGGGGAGGAGAAGCCCAAGGAGAGGGCCGCAGUAGAGUGUGAAACCAAAGCAGAUAAUGAUGAUGAAAGCCAACCCCAGGCAGACAAUGCAGCAGCCAAGAAGGAGAUGGAGAUUGAAAGCUUAGCCCAGAUAAAGGAUGAAGCAGCCAAGAAGAAAAAGGAGGAUGAAAGCCAAUCCCAGGUGGAAAGUGCAGACUCGAAAAAGGAGAAGGCGAAGGAAAGCCAAGCCCAGGUGAAAGGGGAAGCAGCCAGAAAGGAAGAUGCAACCCAACCGCAUCAGGAUUUUGCAGCCUACGCUGAGCAUGUGACCUAUGCCGAGAAUGGCGAUGCCAUCUACACGGAUCCCAGCACCAAGCAGGAGUACAAAUGGUGCAACAUUAAAAACAGCUGGCUGCCGCUGACUGGCAAUGGGGAGAAUCCCUACGAGAACGAGUUCUACAAGUGGUGCGACGAGACGAGCCAGUGGCUGCCCAAGACGCAGACAGAGACGGAGCACUACAGGUGGGAUGAGGAGCAGCAUACGUGGGUGCUCAAGCAGCAGCACCAGCAGCAGGAGCAGCAGCAGCCGGACCAAGAUGCCGUCUACAAGCUGGAUGAGCACGGCGAACGCACCUACACGGACAAGGAUGGGACUGUCUACCUGUGGGAUGCUGAGAAGUCGGCCUGGUUCCCGAAGAUCGAUGACGACUUCAUGGCACAGUAUCAAAUGAAUUACGGAUUCAUAGACAACACGAGUGCCGGCGAGAAGGAGAAGGCCGACAAAGAGGCAGCUGAGGCGAAGCGCAAAGAGGAGGAACUCAAGCGUAUGACGGCCGAGGCAGAGGCAGCCAUGGCCACAGAUGAGUCCGGUGCAGCAUCUGCAGCAGCAUUGGGCAAGCGCAAGGCCCCAGAGCCACCAAAAUGGUUCGAAAUGGAUCCCUCGCAGAACACCAAAGUAUACGUGUCCAAUCUGCCGACGGACAUUACCAAGGAGGAGUUUGCCGAGCUGAUGGGCAAGUGUGGCAUGGUCAUGCGGGAUCCGAAGACGCAGCAGCCCAAGCUGAAGCUCUACACGGAGGCGGAUGGUCAGAUCAAGGGCGAUGGCCUCUGCGACUACAUCAAGGUGGAAUCUGUUCAUUUGGCACUCAAGAUCUUGGACGACUACGACCUGCGGGGCCACAAGAUUCGCGUGCAGCGCGCCCAGUUCCAGAUGCGCGGCGAAUACAAUCCCGCCCUGAAGCCCAAGCGCAAGAAGAAGGACAAGGAGAAGAUGCAGAAAAUGAAGGAGAAACUAUUCGAUUGGCGUCCGGACAAGAUGCGCGGCGAGCGCUCAAAGCACGAGAAGACGGUCAUCCUCAAGAAUCUCUUUACGCCAGAGCUCUUCGAAAAGGAGGUGGAACUCAUCCUGGAGUAUCAGAACAACUUGCGGGACGAGUGCGGCAAGUGCGGAAUGGUCCGCAAAGUUGUCAUCUAUGACCGCCAUCCAGAGGGCAUUGCUCAGAUUAACAUGUCCUCGCCGGAGGAGGCCGAUCUGGUCAUACAAAUGAUGCAGGGACGCUUCUUUGGACAGCGUCAGCUGAGCGCUGACCACUGGGAUGGCCAGACCAAAUACAAGAUCGAUGAAUCGGCGGUGGAGGCACACCAGCGCCUGUCCAAGUGGGAUGAGUACUUGGCAGCCGAGGAGGCGGAUAAGCAGGAUAAACAGGACAAACAGAAUGCGGAAGGGCAGAGUGCCAGUGCUUAGGGCUAGCGAUGAACCGAUGGCCAUACCUGCGAUCCUUGUCGUUGCGAUCGAUAAUCUCGAGAACGACCUCGUUGGCCCGCUCAUUGGGAUAGGUGGCGUUCCAGCGAUUGUAGAUCUUGUAGCGGUUGGCCUCGCUCACCUUGGGCAUCUUGUGCUGGCAGAUGAACCGCAGCUUGUCCGGGCACGAGCGCGCCGACCAGCGGUACUUGAGGCUCGGAUCGUAGACGGCGCAGUUGUUGUCGUUGGGCUGGCUGUUGGAGAUAAGUUGCACAUAGCUAGAAUUGUUGCUUAAGCGUUAAAUCAACGGAAAUAAAGAAGGAGAGGACAGAUCAAA
Molecule: messenger RNA, 2544 nt
Organism: Drosophila obscura
Lineage: Eukaryota; Metazoa; Arthropoda; Insecta; Diptera; Drosophilidae
Gene: barc
Product: HIV Tat-specific factor 1
Exons: 7
Coding region: 297-2210 (637 amino acids)
Biological process (GO): mRNA splicing, via spliceosome
Cellular component (GO): U2-type spliceosomal complex; U2 snRNP
Molecular function (GO): RNA binding
Source: RefSeq, a predicted model, not a curated record